AUGUUACAAACAAUAUUGGGCUGUAUUAUACUGGAUUCAGAUGGAGAAAGAAUAGCAUCUCGUUAUUAUGGCAACUAUAAGUCGAAUAGUUUUAUGAGGUUAUGUAAUCAAUUGGAAUUUGAAAAGCAAUUAUAUCAGAAAGGCUCAAAAUUAGCUGGUAGAAACGAAGCAGAAGCUAUUUUCGUAGAUGAAUUUUUAUGUUUAGUCUAUGCAAUUAAUGAUAUAUGUAUAUAUCUUAUUUCUAAGAAAUCUGAAAAUGAAUUGAUAUUACUUGAUGUUAUCAAUUGUAUAUAUGGUACUUUACUAACGGUAACUGUAAACAAUAUAUCAAAGAAAUCGUUAUUUGAAAACUUAGAUAGUGUUCAUUUAAUCCUAGAUGAAGUUGUAGAUGAAAGUGGCAUUAUUUUAGAAACAGAUCCAAGAGUAGUAUAUCAGAGAAUCCGAAUGCAAGGAUCUAAUGCACUCGAAGAAACAUCAUUUAAUCAAGCUUUUACAACAGCUAAAGAGAACAUAAUGAGGAGUUUCUUAUAA
Messenger RNA from Cryptosporidium muris RN66, 531 nucleotides. RefSeq names its product clathrin adaptor complex small chain family protein. The transcript is spliced from 2 exons. Gene Ontology annotation, biological process: intracellular protein transport; retrograde vesicle-mediated transport, Golgi to endoplasmic reticulum; intra-Golgi vesicle-mediated transport. Gene Ontology annotation, cellular component: COPI vesicle coat. The coding region runs from base 1 to 531 and encodes 176 amino acids. Lineage: Eukaryota; Apicomplexa; Conoidasida; Eucoccidiorida; Cryptosporidiidae. The record is from RefSeq and is a predicted model, not a curated record.